This is a messenger RNA of Euleptes europaea (tarantolino), 2322 nucleotides long. It is a transcript of the gene MME, whose product is annotated as membrane metalloendopeptidase. Gene Ontology annotation, cellular component: plasma membrane. Gene Ontology annotation, molecular function: metalloendopeptidase activity. NCBI's taxonomy places the organism in Eukaryota, Metazoa, Chordata, Lepidosauria, Squamata, Sphaerodactylidae. Gene Ontology annotation, biological process: amyloid-beta clearance; protein processing. The coding region runs from base 70 to 2322 and encodes 750 amino acids. The transcript is spliced from 23 exons. The record is from RefSeq and is a predicted model, not a curated record.
CCAUCGGCUGGGGAUGCGUCUCUCGGCAGCGGCGCCCAACUUCUCCCGGGAUCGCCUUGACUCUGGGUUAUGGGCAAGUCAGAAAGUCAGAUGGAUAUAACUGAAAUGAACUCUCCAAAACCAAAGAAAAAACCACGAUGGAGUGCAAUGGAAAUUGGGCUUGCGGUUGUCGUAGUCCUUCUUGCUAUCGUAGGCAUCACCAUGAUAAUUCUGUACGCCACCCGUUCUGAUGCUGUUUGUAUAACUUCAGAUUGUGUAACAUCAGCUGCCCAUAUCCUUGAAAACAUGGAUCCUACAUCAGAACCCUGCAAAGAUUUUUACCAGUAUGCUUGUGGAGGAUGGUUAAAGAAGAACAUCAUUCCAGAGGCCAGUUCUCGUUAUAGUAACUUUGACAUUUUAAGAGAUGAACUAGAGGUUGUUUUGAAAGAUGUCCUCAGUACGCAGAACAGCAGUGACAUACCAGCUGUCCAAAAAGCAAAAACUCUCUACAGAUCUUGUGUAAAUGAAACUGCUAUUGAUCUCAGAGGAGGGAAACCUCUCAUCAACAUAUUGGACACUAUUAAUGACUGGCCUGUAGCAGCUGACGCCUGGGACCAAAUGUAUGGUACCAGUUGGACAGCUGAAAAGUCUAUUGCACAGCUAAACUCUAAGUAUGGGAAAAGGGUUAUUAUUAACCUGUUUGUUGGCACAGAUGAUAAAAACUCCACACAACACAUACUUCAUAUUGAUCAGCCUGGACUUGGACUGCCUUCCCGUGACUACUAUGAAUGCACUGGAUUGUAUGAGGAGGCAUGUUCAGCCUACGUUGAUUUCAUGAUUUCUGUAGCAAAACUGAUCCGCACGGAAAGAAAUCUCACCAUCAAUGAGACCCAAAUUUCUAUGGAAAUGAGAAGAGUAAUGGAGUUGGAAAAAGAGAUUGCAAACGCUACAACCAAAUCUGAUGAUAGAGUUGACCCUCUUCUGCUAUACCACAAAAUGACAUUUGCUGAUGUCCAAAAGAACUUCUCUUUGGAAAUCAAUAACCAGCCAUUCAACUGGUUAACAUUCGUAAAUAAUGUAAUGACAACUGUUAACAUCAGUAUUCAAAAUACUGAAGAUGUGGUUGUUUAUGCUCCAGAAUAUCUAAUCAAACUAGAGCCUAUUAUUACGAAAUACAAUCCCAGAGAACUUCAAAACUAUAUGAGCUGGCGAUACAUCAUGGAUUUGGUAAACACUCUAAGCCAAAGCUACAAGGACACAAGGGCUACUUACCGUAAGGUGCUCUAUGGCACAACCUCAGACACCGCUGCAUGGCGCCGCUGUGCAAACUACGUCAACGGCAACAUGGAGAAUGCUGUGGGAAGGCUGUAUGUAGAAGCAGCAUUUGCUGGAGAGAGCAAACACAUGGUACAAGAUAUGAUUACACAAAUCCGUGAGGUUUUUGUACAAACCCUGGAUGAGCUGAGUUGGAUGGACGCAGAAACCAAAAAGAGGGCAGAACAAAAGGCUAUAGCCAUUACAGAAAGGAUUGGCUACCCUGAUGAGAUCGUUAAAGACGAUAAUAAGCUGAAUAAAGAAUACAAAGAUCUGAACUACAAAGAAAAUGAAUAUUUUGAGAACAUAAUUCAAAAUCUAGUGUUUGACCAGAAGCAAAGGCUGAAAAAGCUCAGAGAGAAGGUGGACAAGGAAGAGUGGAUAAGUGGAGCAGCUGUAGUCAAUGCAUUUUAUUCAGCAAACAGGAAUCAGAUUGUCUUCCCUGCAGGUAUUUUGCAACCACCUUUCUUUAGUGCAUCCCAGCCUAACUCCUUGAAUUAUGGUGGCAUUGGCAUGGUCAUUGGCCACGAAAUCACCCAUGGCUUUGAUGACAACGGUAGAAAUUUUAAUGAGAAAGGGGACCUUGUAGACUGGUGGACGGAAGACUCUGCAAAAAAGUUCAAGCAACAGUCUGAGUGCAUGGUGAACCAGUAUGGAAACUUCAAGUGGGAUCUAGCUGGAGGACAACAUCUCAAUGGAAUCAAUACCCUUGGAGAAAACAUUGCGGAUAAUGGUGGCAUUAGACAAGCAUACAAGGCCUAUGAAAACUUUGUAAAGAAGAAUGGAAAAGAGAAACUGCUUCCCGGCCUUGACUUCAGCCACAAGCAGCUGUUUUUUCUGAACUUUGCACAGGUAUGGUGUGGAACAUUCAGACCGGAAUACGCUGUCAAUGCCAUUAAAACGGAUUCACACAGUCCGGGCAAUUUCAGGGUCCUAGGAACAUUACAGAACACUCCAGAGUUUUCGGAGGCCUUUCAAUGCACCAACGCAGACUACAUGGAUCCUUCGAAAAAGUGCCGUGUUUGGUGA